Lycium ferocissimum is the source of this 1629-nucleotide messenger RNA. RefSeq names its product UDP-glycosyltransferase 74F2-like. Gene Ontology annotation, molecular function: UDP-glycosyltransferase activity. The record is from RefSeq and is a predicted model, not a curated record. NCBI's taxonomy places the organism in Eukaryota, Viridiplantae, Streptophyta, Magnoliopsida, Solanales, Solanaceae.
CCUUGCUUUGUCCUUAGUUCUAUAAAUAUAUCUUUUCCUCGCACAAGACACAGUAAGGGAAAACUUAAAUCCACAAAAAGAGAAACAAACAAAGAAAGAUGGAGGUGAUGAAAAACAAAAAGUAUGGACCUCAUAUUUUGGCACUUCCUUAUCCAAGCCAAGGCCACAUAAACCCUAUGCUUCAAUUCUGCAAACGUUUAGUCUCCAAAGGUCUAAAAACAACUUUAGCCAUUACAAACUUCAUUUCCAAUUCCAUGCGUCCAAUUUCGGGUACCGUCGGUAUCGACGCGGUUUCUGAUGGCUUCGAUGAAGGCGGCUACGCUGAAGCUGAGAGCGUAGCCGCCUACCUCGAAUGCUUUGAGAAAAUCGGCUCAAAAACCCUAGCCGAUCUUAUCAAGAAAUACGAAAAGACUGAGUUUCCUAUAACUUGCAUCGUUUAUGAUGCGUUCAUGCCAUGGGCUUUAGAUGUAGCUAAAGAACAUGGCUUAAUUGGAGCUGCUUUUUUUUCUCAAGCAUGUGCUGUGAACUAUAUAUACUAUUAUGUUCAUCAUGGAAAAUUGAUGUUGCCAAUUUCUUCAACUCCUGUGAAGAUUCCGGGAUUGCCGGAGCUCGAACUUCGAGAUAUGCCUUCGUUCAUUUACGUACAUGGCACAUAUCCAGCCUAUUUUAAGAUGGUAUUGAAUCAGUUUACGAAUGUGGACAAAGCUGAUUAUGUAUUUGUGAACUCAUUCUACAAGUUGGAAGCAGAGGUGGCAGACACAAUGUCAAAAAUCACUGCAUUAUCGACCAUAGGGCCAAUGUUGCCGUCUUUCUAUAUGGACAAUAGAGUUGAAAAUGACAUUGAAUAUGAUCUCAAUCUAUUCCAAGUGGAUGCUUCUACAAUCAACUGGCUAAAUACCAAACCAGAAGGAUCUGUUGUUUAUGCAGCUUUUGGUAGUAUGUCCACAUUUGAUGAGAAACAAAUGGAAGAAAUUUCUUGGGGAUUAAAAGCAACAACUAGCUACUUUUUGUGGGUUGUUAGGACUUGUGAUGAAGAAAAAAUUCCGAAAAAAUUCAUUGAGGAAAUUCCUUCAGAGAAAGGAUUAAUAAUAAAGUGGAGUCCACAAUUACAAGUGUUAUCUAAUAAGGCAAUUGGGUGUUUUUUCUCACAUGGUGGUUGGAAUUCAACAGUUGAAGCAUUGAGUCUCGGAGUGCCAAUGGUGGUAAUGCCACUAUGGACUGAUCAAACAACAAAUGCAAAAUUUGUACAAGAUGUUUGGAGUGUAGGGAUGAGAGUUAAAGUUAAUGACAAAGGGAUUGUUGGAAGAGAAGAAAUUGAGGAAUGUGUAAGGACAGUGUUACAAGGAGAUAAAGGGAAAGAAAUGAAGAAAAAUGCACUCAAAUGGAAGGAUUUAGCUAAGGAAGCUGUUGACGUAGGUGGAACGUCUGAUAAAAAUAUUGAAGAAUUUGUAUCAAAAUGUAUUAGACAAUUUGAUGAUGAGUGAUUUAAUCAUUGCUUUAUAGUUUUUGUUAGCAAACAAGAACGGGAAAAUAUGGGCAUCUGAAUUCUAAUUUCCACCGGUUUGAUUUCAUCUUGUAUACUCUUUAUUUCUGCCAUAUGAAAUAAAUGAUUUAAGUAUGUCUUCUAAA